Molecule: messenger RNA, 3042 nt
Organism: Cololabis saira (Pacific saury)
Lineage: Eukaryota; Metazoa; Chordata; Actinopteri; Beloniformes; Belonidae
Gene: orc1
Product: origin recognition complex, subunit 1
Exons: 17
Coding region: 134-2782 (882 amino acids)
Biological process (GO): mitotic DNA replication checkpoint signaling; DNA replication initiation
Cellular component (GO): nuclear origin of replication recognition complex
Molecular function (GO): ATP hydrolysis activity; chromatin binding; ATP binding
Source: RefSeq, a predicted model, not a curated record
GGAGCGCAGAGACCUCGGAUCUGCGGGGAGAAAGCUCAGAAACCUCGGAUAUACCUCAGACCUGCAGAUUUGCGGGUUUUUCUGCAGGUUUUCUGCAGAUUUGCGGGUUUUUCUGCGGGGUUUCUCGUUAAACAUGAAGUUCUCCACCAGGACCAGGAUGAGGAGAGUGUAUGAGUUUCUCGGCAGACCCGUCAGCACCGACAGGAAGCUGCAAACCCAUCAAUACGACGGCCUGACCAUCCGGGUGGACGGUCUCCCGCGGACGCUCCUCAUCAGGACCGGCCAGCACGUCCUGAUCGAGGGAGACGACGAGGACCGGCCGUACGUGGCCCGGAUCCUGCAGCUGUUCGGGGACAGGGAGCAGCGGCAGAAGAAGGCGGUGGUGCGCUGGUUCGUGCGGGUGUCGGAGGUGCCGCCCCCCAAGAGGAAGCUGCUGGGCAGAGACCCCCACCCGCAGGAGGUCUUCCUGCUGGAGGGACGCAACGGGGAGGAGGAGGUCAGCGUGGAGUCCAUCCUCAGACCCGUACAGGUGAAGCACCUGGACGCCGCCGCUCCGUUCCCCUGCCCCGGCGGCGAGGAGACCCUGUACGUGAAGCUGUCCUGGGACUCCAAGACCUUCCGGGCGCUGGACCGGGCCCAGGUGGAUUCUGGGGGAUCCCCUCCUCCCGGUAAACCCUCACUGCCGCCGUCCCCGCCGUCCUCUCCGCCCGCGGCCACGCCGGUCUCCAAGGCGGCGGUGCGGCGCGCCCUGCCCACGCCGGAGCUGGACGUGAUGCGCAGGGCGCUGGCGGAGGGGCGGGGCGGCGGCGGCUCCGCCCUGGAGGCCGAGUCGCUGCACUCGGCCACCAAACUCUCGGCCUCCAAGUGUCUCAGCGCCCGCAGGAGGAGCGCCACCACCCGCACGUCCGGCAUCCGCAAGAAGCUGGAGCUCUGCGGUCCAGAGAAGGUGUCGCCGGACGGAGACGACGUCCUGGGCCGGCCGCUGGACGGGGGGGUGUCGCUGACACCCAGGAGGCCGACACCCCCCUCUCAGGCUCCGCCCCCCUCCCAGGCUCCGCCCCUGGCCUACAGCCUCACCCCCCUGAGGAGAAACCCCCGGGGGAACCGGGCCCAGGACCCGGCACCGCUGGACGAGGAGGACCGGGACGGACCCAGCAGGGCGACGACUCCGUCCCGCAAGAGAGACCUGAAGACGAAGGAGCCGGCGCUGGGCGUGCUGGCCGAGGUGGAGGACGAAUCGUCCCCGAUGCUGCCGGUCGCCGCCACGCCGAGGAGCUCCAAGAGGAAGUCGGCGCUGCAGGUGUCGGUGCGAAUCAGGAAGCAGCUGGAUCUUCUGAACGGCCACCAGGACCUGAGCUCCGACGACGAGGACGAGUUCUGUCCGUCCAAGAAGGAGCUGCAGAGCAGCAGCGAGGACGAGGACGAGGAGGAGGGGGCGGUGCACAGCGAUGAAGAGCUGGUGGUGGCGAGGAAGAAGCGCAGAGGCGCCGCAGCCGAACCCCAAACCCCUCGAUCCAGACGGGCGACUCGCUCCUCCAGCAGGACGCCGGGCAGGACGCCGGGCAGGAAGGCCGGUCCGGGGACACCGCGGACGCCGCGAUGCAUCACUCCCAGCAUCCCCAGCAGGUCGCUGCCGGCCCGCCGGCCCGCCAACGUGCUGGAGGAGGCCCGAGCCAGGCUGCACGUGUCCUCGGUGCCGGAGUCUCUGCCCUGCAGGGAGCAGGAGUUCCAGGACGUCUACAGCUUCGUGGAGAGCAAGAUCAACGACGGCACGGGAGGGUGCAUGUACAUCUCGGGCGUGCCGGGGACGGGGAAGACGGCCACCGUCCACGAGGUGAUGCGCUGCCUGCAGCACGCGGCCGACGCCGACGAGAUCCCAACGUUCAGCUUCAUCGAGAUCAACGGCAUGAAGAUGACGGACCCGCACCAGGCCUACGUCCAGAUCCUGCAGAAGCUGACGGGGCAGAAGGCGACGGCGGAUCACGCCGCCGCGCUGCUGGAGAAGAGAUUCAGCACCCCGGCGCCGCGGAAGGAAACCACGGUGCUGCUGGUGGACGAGCUGGACCUUCUCUGGACCAGGAAGCAGAACGUCAUGUACAACCUGUUCGACUGGCCGACGCGGCGCCACGCCCGCCUGGUGGUUCUGACCAUCGCCAACACCAUGGACCUGCCGGAGAGGAUCAUGAUCAACAGGGUGGCCAGCAGGCUGGGUCUGACCCGGAUGUCCUUCCAGCCGUACACCUUCAAGCAGCUGCAGCAGAUCAUCACAUCCCGACUGAACAAGGUGCGGGCGUUCGAGGAGGACGCCCUGCAGCUGGUGUCCAGGAAGGUGGCGGCGCUGUCGGGCGACGCCCGGCGCUGCCUGGACAUCUGCCGGCGGGCCACGGAGGUCUGCGAGCACUCUGCCCAGGACGGCCACGCCCCGGGCCUGGUGGGCAUGACCCACGUGAUGGAGGCGCUGAACGAGAUGUUCUCCUCCGCCUACGUCACCGCCAUCAAGUGCGCGUCGCUGCAGGAGCAGCUCUUCCUGCGGGCCGUCGUGGCAGAGUUUCGGCGGCUGGGGUUGGAGGAGGCCACGUUCCAACAGGUGUUUGUGCAGCACCGGGCCCUGAGCCGGGUGGAGGGGCUGACCCCCCUGGGCGUGUCCGAGGGUCUGGGGGUGUGUCAGCGUCUGGGGGCCGUCCGGCUGCUGCUGCUGGAGUCCAGCCGGCUGGGGAUCCUGCAGCGCGUCCGGCUCAACGUCAGCCAGGACGACGUGCUGUUCGCCCUCAAGGCCGACUGAGGGGGUCGGGGGCGCCGGGGCGGGGGCUUCCCCAGACCCAUGGACCCAUCAACCCCCCCGGUCCUGACGGGCCUGCAGUCGGGACUCGUUAGAGUUCAGUCCGGGUCGUCUGCACGGGCCGGGCUCCCGUCACCUUUUAUCUGUUCUUACGGGGACACUUGUCCCGGUUUUCAUCAGGUCAUAUAUUUCUGUAUUCGUAUUUGCAUGUUGUUUUGGAUUCAGUAUCUUGAAUCAGCAAUAAAGUGUCUUUUUAAUAUAAA